GUCUCUGUCUCCUCUCUCUCUCUGUCCACACACACACACACACACACACACACACACUCAGGAUGGCACCUCCAAUGGCGCUGAUGAUGCUCAUGAUGAUGGUGGUGGUGGUGCCAGUGGCAGCAGGGUUGAGGGUGGCGGCGGUGCAGCAUACGGUGGUGGCAGAUGAUGCUGGGGCUCCGCAGUGGACCAACUUGCCAGCGUACUUUGACUCGUUGCAGGCUGCCGGUGAGCAGGGCGUGGAGGUGGUCGUCUUUCCCGAGUUUGGGCUGUUUGGCCCCGACUUUGACAAGUCCUGCUCCAAGCCCAGCGCGCCCAUGCCGUGGUGCCUGCCGCUCUUGGAGGCUCCGAUCGGCGCUCUGCCCUGUACCAACAGCUCGUGGAACUCCAUCGUUCGAAACAUGAGCUGUCACGUGCGCGAGGCCAAUCUCACGGCCAUGUUCGAUGUGUGCGAGACGGCCAACAAUGGCACGGCCUACAACACCGCCCUGGUCUUUGGACCCGAUGGCGCAAUCGUGACGGCAUAUCGCAAAAUGCACCCCUGGUUUGAAAACUGCUUUGCAGCAGCGGAUAACAAUGAGAUCACGCUUCGCUUCCCAACCCAUCCCGAGCCCAUCGGCAUCUUUGUGUGCAAGGACAUUUUGUAUAAAACCCCGGGACCCGAACUCGUGGCCAAGGGCAUCAAGACCUUUCUAUACACCGUGGCCUUGUCCGUGGUCGGUGCCGAAGCCGUGAGCCUGUGGUCCAAGGAGUACAACGCAACCGUUGUCAGUUCCAACCUCGGCCUGGGGCAAUCCGGUGUCUUUCGUGAUGGUCAACGCCUCACGCCCGCGCCCUCCUCGAAACCAGGCUCGGAUGUCCUGGUUAUAUAUGACUUGUAG
This is a messenger RNA of Monosiga brevicollis MX1, 881 nucleotides long. RefSeq lists its product as uncharacterized. NCBI's taxonomy places the organism in Eukaryota, Choanoflagellata, Craspedida, Salpingoecidae. The transcript has a single exon. Bases 63 to 881 code for a protein of 272 amino acids. The record is from RefSeq and is a predicted model, not a curated record.